AUGUGUCCGCACGCUGUCCGAGAAUGGCUGGUGCUUCUAACCAUGGAGAUGUACUUGGACAGGUUUAUGAAAAAGGGCUACGGCACCAUUGCCCAAUGCAAGCGAAUUUUUCCGCGUGAUCUUAGGAUAUUGGGGAUUUACCAUCGAUGCCAUCGUAAAUUGGUGCUAGAUGGUGUCCAGCUAAUGAACAACGUGGCAGAUGAGUGCUUUAAAUGCUCUGAGCCCUGCGAGCACCAUCAUCACAGUCCAAUACUCGAGCAGCAAGAAAUGAUUCAGCUCGGGUUGGACAGUUCAACAGACUCUUCUGAUGGUGACAGUAAAGCUGAAGAGUGCCGAUCCAUUAUUUCGAACAUCUAA
Drosophila obscura is the source of this 357-nucleotide messenger RNA. RefSeq lists its product as uncharacterized. The transcript has a single exon. The record is from RefSeq and is a predicted model, not a curated record. The coding region runs from base 1 to 357 and encodes 118 amino acids. Gene Ontology annotation, molecular function: protein binding. Lineage: Eukaryota; Metazoa; Arthropoda; Insecta; Diptera; Drosophilidae.